Messenger RNA from Pyrenophora tritici-repentis Pt-1C-BFP, 339 nucleotides. Lineage: Eukaryota; Fungi; Ascomycota; Dothideomycetes; Pleosporales; Pleosporaceae. The record is from RefSeq and is a predicted model, not a curated record.
AUGUCGACCUUACGGCUGGCCCGUACGAAACAUUGGACAGGCCCCCUCGCAGACCAACUACCAUGCUUGACUAGUCACAUCAUCGGAUGUCUACAACCAGACAUUCCGUACCCGCGGCAUGCUGUCUGCGGGGAAUCCGGCAGCAGAGACGUGCUACCGAAGAAGGCCCGGAGCCUCGUAACGGGGGCUGUGAGGAUCCGUGUUCGGGAUGCAAAUUGCAAAAAGGAGGAAGCCCUUGUGAGCCUUUGGGGCUUGGUGUACAUGCGCUUCGGUCCAGAAAAGCGUGUCGACAGCGGAGCGGACUUUGCUCCGUGCCUGCCACAGCAACCCUGUUCCUAG